AAAAAGAAGUGUAAAAAUUGGCAUUUCAAGUCAGGUUCAAGCUACGAAAGGCAUUUUUUUGGGAGGACUUGAGAAGGGCUUCGCUUCAUCACUCGUCUCGACGACAGUUUUUCAUUCGUUUCGUUUCUUCAAUUUUUUUAUUCGAUUCUUCCCAGUUCGCACAGGAUGGCGUACAGAUUCCCCAAGUCCAUCAGCGCAGCGCGCGUAGCGGCUUUCGUCAAGACCGCGGCCUGGAUCCAGGGCACCAGCGCCAGCGAGGCCUACCUGCCGGAGGACGCCCUGAACAAUUUUCUUCGACGGCAUGGGAUCGACAACCGGCAGGCGCCUCCGCCUCCGCCCCCACCCGCGCCUGAGGAGGACGACGACGAUGAGGAGGAGGAGGAGAAAGAAAGCGUAGAGGGGGAGGAGAAGGAGGAGGACGAGAACUCAUCGGCAAACGAGGAAGGCGACGACUCCUCGCUGUCGUCGGACGAAUCCCUCGGCACGUCGCCGAGCGAAUCGUCGCAGGAUUCCGCUGAGGAGGACCCGGCGAACGGGUCGAACUCUGCGCAAGCCGGCAUCGCUAUCGGCGCGUCGGGGCAGCCCGCGAUAGGGUCCGCGGAGCCGACGCCUCUCAGCAUGGGGGCCAAGGUGGCGAUCGGCGUCUGGUCAGCCGUAGCGGUGUUUGCUGUAUUCGGGCUCAUAUACUUCUUCUGUCGGCGGCGGCGGCGGGCGAGGAUGGCGCAGGCGGAGAUGAACGCGCUGCGGGACGAGGAGCUGGCGCGGUCGCGGCAGGGCAUGUCUGAGAUGGGCGGGCCGCUGCCGCCAGCGCCGGGGUCCGUCAUAGAUCCGCUGUCGCCGGCUCAUCUCAGAGGCGGUGGAGGAGGUGAUGAAGAUACGCGCGAGCCAACGGUUCGCAACCCGAGCGGCCAGUGGAUGCCGACGCCGCCGUGGCAGGAGGACCCGCCGACGUGGCGAGACUCGCACCCCUGGGGACAAUCACAGCCUUCCGUCACGAUGCCGAUGCACAACGGCCUGCCAUCGGGCCCGAAACCGUUGUUUGCGAAACAGCAGCAAGGUGGACUUGACGCUCGUACCGAGGGCGGCGAGACUGAGACUACCAUCUUCGCGUAUAGAUAGGCGUAGGUAGGGGGAGGGAGAGUUCUCUUGUAGAGAGGACUAAGCCACAGGGCUUGCACAUUAAUACAGCGGUACUAUCGACAACUUAUCUUCGUUUUCGUGGACUGCGUCCAACCUUUAGACUGUUACCAAUUAGUUCGGUUGCUAAUACGAUUUGAUCCACCCUUGUGCUCGGUUUGUCUUGAUAUAAACUCGCCCGUUUGGGGGGCGAGAGAUGUAUUUAUUAGGU
Molecule: messenger RNA, 1348 nt
Organism: Hypoxylon fragiforme
Lineage: Eukaryota; Fungi; Ascomycota; Sordariomycetes; Xylariales; Hypoxylaceae
Exons: 1
Coding region: 166-1119 (317 amino acids)
Source: RefSeq, a predicted model, not a curated record